Messenger RNA from Rotaria sordida, 693 nucleotides. The record is from the annotation of a GenBank genome assembly. NCBI's taxonomy places the organism in Eukaryota, Metazoa, Rotifera, Eurotatoria, Philodinida, Philodinidae.
AUGGUUAUGGAGAACGAACCAUCAGCAGUUCGUCUUCGACGAAAACUUACAGAAUUAUCAAAUGAAUAUUCAAAUGAAAAACCAAUUCAUACACGAAGUAAAUCAGCUAGUAGUCGUGUUUCAACAUCUGAUCCAAAUGGUAGUCUUCGUUAUCGACGUAUGAGACGAAAAGUUGAUGCACUUCGUACACAAAUAGAUGCAGCUUUACAUGAUAAUUAUCUUACAACUGCUUCUCCUACAGAUAUGAUUCCGACACGUGAUGAUGAUACAAUAUUAAAAAAGAAAAAUGACGAACAAAACCUUGUCACGAGUGAACUUAUUCAAGUACUAAAUAGUAAACAGACAAAAAUUGAUGAACUGGAACAACAAUUGAAGGACAUCGAACAACAAGAAUCGCAGUGGAAGGCAAAAUACGAACGAGAAUGUCGUCGACGUGAAAUUUUACAACAAAAAUUAAUUGAACUUGAAAAAGAAUUACAAAAUAGACAACAUCAAUCAAAACUUCUUGGACAAUUACAAACUGAUAUUGAACAACUUCAUUUAGCUUUUAAUGCUCUUGAAACGGAAAAUUCACAACUUAAUGCUGAAUUAUCUUUUAUUCGUAAUAAUCGUCCUUUAUCAAUUCGUCUUUCAUCUCAACUUGAACAAUAUCGACAUGAAAUAGGACAAACAUGUCAUGAAUCAAUGUGUUAA